Molecule: messenger RNA, 369 nt
Organism: Trichosurus vulpecula (common brushtail)
Lineage: Eukaryota; Metazoa; Chordata; Mammalia; Diprotodontia; Phalangeridae
Product: glyceraldehyde-3-phosphate dehydrogenase-like
Exons: 1
Coding region: 1-369 (122 amino acids)
Molecular function (GO): oxidoreductase activity, acting on the aldehyde or oxo group of donors, NAD or NADP as acceptor
Source: RefSeq, a predicted model, not a curated record
AUGACAACUUUGGCAUUAUGGAAGGACUCAUGGCCACAGUACAAGUCAUUACUGGUACCCAGAAGACAGGAGAUAGAUGGCCCCUCUGGCAAGUUGUGGUAUGAGGGAUAUGGCACUGCCCAAAACAUUAUCUUUACUUCCCUUGAUGCUGCUCUGGCUGUGAGCGAAGUCAUCCCUGAAUGGAAUGGAAAGCUCAUAGACAAGGCUUUCCAUGUUCCUACUACUGAAGUCUCUGUUGCAGAUCUGGCCUGCUGCCUGGAAACACCUAACAAGUACGAUGAUAUCAAGAAAGUGGUGAAGCGAGCAUCAGUAGGACGCUUGAAGGGCAUCUUGGGCCCCACAGCCAGAGAAAUUGAUUUCAAAUCUUAG